AAUAGUUCUCUUUUUUCAGAUAAGAAAAAAUUGAAGCUUUCUUCAGUCAUUUCUAGGGUUUCAUUCAUAUAUCGUUCAAUCUAGGGUUAAGGGCAUCCACCAUCAAAGCAAAAACCAAUCAUGCCGAAGAACAAGGGAAAGGGAGGAAAGAACAGGAAGAGAGGAAAGAACGAAGCUGAUGACGAAAAGAGAGAGCUUGUUUUUAAGGAAGACGGACAGGAAUACGCUCAGGUUCUUCGUAUGCUCGGUAAUGGGCGUUGUGAAGCUAUGUGUAUUGAUGGUACAAAACGUCUUUGUCACAUACGUGGUAAGAUGCAUAAGAAGGUUUGGAUCGCCGCCGGUGAUAUCAUCCUUGUCGGCCUCCGUGAUUAUCAGGAUGACAAAGCUGAUGUGAUUCUGAAGUUUAUGCCAGAUGAGGCGAGGUUGUUGAAGGCGUACGGAGAGUUGCCAGAGAACACUAGGCUCAAUGAGGUUAACGGAUUGGAUGAAGAAGAUGAUGGUGAUGGUGAUGACUACAUUGAGUUUGAAGACGAGGACAUUGACAAAAUCUAAAUUUCCUGAUUUAAAUAGUGCUGUCACUGGGGUUCCUGCUGGGCGCUCAAAUAUUUCUGUGGAGUUUGAAUUUAAUACAAAAAAGAGAGAACUCUUAUAUGUACCGUUUGAAGUAAUAUGAUUAAGCUUUAUGCAUUAGUAUUUCUGUAUGAAGAUUUAUUCAUGCUUUGAUGAAACAGAUGCAAUAACAGCUACCUGUUCUCUAUUUUACUGAUGCAACUGUCUGUUGAUUUAA
Nicotiana tabacum (common tobacco) is the source of this 787-nucleotide messenger RNA. Its product is annotated as eukaryotic translation initiation factor 1A-like. Gene Ontology annotation, molecular function: translation initiation factor activity; RNA binding. Lineage: Eukaryota; Viridiplantae; Streptophyta; Magnoliopsida; Solanales; Solanaceae. The record is from RefSeq and is a predicted model, not a curated record. Gene Ontology annotation, biological process: translational initiation.